This is a messenger RNA of Dalotia coriaria, 1373 nucleotides long. RefSeq names its product very long chain fatty acid elongase 7-like. The transcript has 4 exons. Bases 241 to 1086 code for a protein of 281 amino acids. Lineage: Eukaryota; Metazoa; Arthropoda; Insecta; Coleoptera; Staphylinidae. The record is from RefSeq and is a predicted model, not a curated record. Gene Ontology annotation, molecular function: fatty acid elongase activity. Gene Ontology annotation, biological process: fatty acid elongation, polyunsaturated fatty acid; fatty acid elongation, monounsaturated fatty acid; fatty acid elongation, saturated fatty acid. Gene Ontology annotation, cellular component: endoplasmic reticulum membrane.
ACUUAGACGCGCGUCCAUUGUGCAUUUACCGACGUUACCGUUAUCGCUCUUAGGAGCACACUCCUCGCGAGUAGGACAACACUUAAAGCGACGCAGGCUUACUUUGACACACACAUAAAAACAAUUUCGGUGCGGAUUGUACCAGAGUUGGUCAGUCGGUAUCUGGCGCUAAAUGUAGCUAGAUGUAAUUCUUCACUGCCAAAAUUUCGGUGAUAGAUACUUUUUUGAAAAGAAACCAAUAUGGCGCUGAUGCUCAAGUCAGCACUGUCAAGUUACCAUAGGUUUAUUAAUGAUCAAGCUGAUGAAAGGACAACGCAUUGGUUCUUUGUUCACUCGCCUCUACCAGUGGUAACAUUAUUAGCUGGUUAUCUAUUGAUUGUCUGCGACGUUGGUCCCAGGUUUAUGAAAAACCGAAAGCCUUACAAUGUGGAUCGAUUAAUGAUUGCUUACAAUCUGUUUCAAGUGUUCAUGUGUGGAGUUGUUGUCGUUAGGUUAGUUCCAGAGGUCUGGAAAGCGGAUUUCUUCUGUGAAGAAAUCAACUAUGACAAGGAUGCUGCUGGCAUGUCUGUCCCCAUUACCACAUACAUUAUUUAUUGGUUAAAAAUAUGCGAUCUAUUAGACACAAUAUUUUUUGUUCUGCGUAAAAAAUACAACCAAAUAACUUUCCUCCAUGUGUACCAUCACACAAUCAUGGUAUUCUACGUGUGGUUGUGUUUGAAAUACGUCGCUGGAGGACAAAUGAUUUACUUGGGAUUUAUCAAUUCCUUUGUUCAUAUGGUUAUGUACUUCUACUACAUGAUGACUGCCUACAAUCCUGCGUACAAGAAGAGUCCAUGGUGGAAGAAGCAUAUCACACAACUGCAAUUGGUGCAGUUUUUUAUGAGCUCAGUUUAUAUGACAAUGCCACUCACUCAGAAAGACUGUAAUUACCCGAUUGCGGUGCCACUUAUGGUCCUGCCUCAGUUGUUUGCAAUCACCGUCCUUUUUGCAGACUUUUAUUACAAAACCUACAUUAGAUCUAAGCCAACCAUUAAACCCCUUGAAGUACAAACUAAUGGAAUAUCAAAAGCGUCAAAAAAUGAAUAGCAAAUUCCAGAGUACAAAAUGGUGUUCCUAGCAUAAUGAACAAAAACAAAAUGCAUUAACACAGACAAAAAAUCAUGGCAACUAUAUAUAACCCAUACUCUCAUUGUCAUAAUAAGCAAACAUUAUUCUACCAAGUUUAGUUUUGGUACAAAAUGUAUAUUAUUGUAUUAAUUUUAAUUAAUUGUGUUUUAACUAUAUUUGCGUCUCUACAAUCUUACCUCCCUGAAAAGUUGCAAUCCAGUGAAUGUCUCUUGCAUCUGAUUUCAAUUGCAAUACCCAAAACUGAA